Molecule: messenger RNA, 1612 nt
Organism: Erpetoichthys calabaricus (reedfish)
Lineage: Eukaryota; Metazoa; Chordata; Cladistia; Polypteriformes; Polypteridae
Product: gastrula zinc finger protein XlCGF52.1-like
Exons: 3
Coding region: 256-1554 (432 amino acids)
Biological process (GO): regulation of transcription by RNA polymerase II
Molecular function (GO): DNA-binding transcription factor activity, RNA polymerase II-specific; RNA polymerase II cis-regulatory region sequence-specific DNA binding
Source: RefSeq, a predicted model, not a curated record
UUAAAGGGUAGAAUAGAAGGAAAUGGCUGGCGGCGACGCGCAGGUUGAUAUCAACCAGAGCGAGCUAAUACUCGUGCACGUAAAUUGGCAACACAACGUAUUGUGUGACGUCUUUAAGAGCGACGAAAACAGAUUUCGUUUAUCUCUAUAUAAACUUAUGAGCAGUAAACUGGAAGCAGUGGAAAUUCCGGUUGUAUCAUAUGACUCAGGGGCAGGGGCAAGGAAGAAGCAACUGCCCUUUGCUGUAACACCAAGAUGGAUGUGAAAGAGGAGAUGUGUGAGGCUGGUAUAUAUACUGUGGAUAAAAUGACUCUGAGUAUUAAGGAGGAGGACAGUGGAUGGGAGUCUGUCCUCUCUAACCAGGAUAGUCUAGGUAUUAAGGAUGAGGAUUAUGAAUUGGUGACUGUAGGUGUAAAAGAAGAAGCAGAGGAGACCUCAUCUAUCAGCAUUGAGAUGCAUAAGCAAAAAAUAAUGGCAAGUGUCAAGAAAGAUGAUACCUAUUCAGAGUUGGAUCUUCAUUAUGGAUGUCAAGAUAGAGUAGUGACUGGGUUAGUCUCUUCUCAAAGCAGACAUUGCUCAUCUCCAGAGCAUUUUAUCAAUGUACGGUCUGAAUACUUGCAGUCCGACACCAAGAUGAUUGAGGAAGUUUCUUCAGAUAAAACUCAAGAAGAACAGACACCAGCUACAAAUUAUACUGGAGGAAGAGGCAAACCUCAUUGUUCUGAAUGUGGCAAGGAAUUCUGCAACAAGGGUACUCUUCGGAGACACAUUAGAGUUCACACUGGAGAGAAGCCAUUUUGUUGCAAUGAAUGUGGAAAACGAUUUUCAUCAAAAAGCAAUCUUCAAACACAUAUAAGAAGUCACACUGGUGAGAAACCAUUUUGCUGUUCUGAUUGUGACAAACAAUUUUCACUGAUGAGGAGUCUUCGUAGACACACAGCAGUUCACACUGGAGAGACGCUGUACUGUUGUUCAGAAUGUGGUAAACAAUUUUCACAAAUAAGACUUCUACAGAUACACAGAAGAAUUCAUAAAAAAGAGAAGAGAUUCUGUUGCCCCCAGUGCAACAAGCAGUUUUCAUUAAAGAGCAAUCUUCAGACCCACAUACGAAUUCACACUGGAGAGAAGCCAUACUGCUGUAAUGAAUGUGGCAAACAGUUUUCAUUAAAGAGCAAUCUUCAGACCCACACACGAAUUCACACUGGAGAGAAGCCAUUCUGCUGUAAUGAAUGUGGCAAACAGUUUUCACAUGCAGUCAGUCUUCACAUUCACAUGGUAACUCAUACAGGAGAGAAACCACACUGCUGUUUCGAUUGUGGCAAACGAUUUUCAGCAAAAAAGACUCUUCAGACCCACAUAAGAAUUCACACUGGAGAAAAACGCUGCUGCUGUUCUGAAUGUGGCAAACAGUUUUUGCAUAUGAGCCAUCUUAAGAGACACACAAGAGUUCAUACAGGGGAGAAACCACACAGCUGUAAUAAAUGUGGCAAACAAUUUUCUGACAGUAGUACUCUUCGAAGGCACACUAAAAUUCACUGUCGAGAAAAGCCCUGAAGGACUAAGUUGGAGAAUAAUGAAUUAAAGAAGGGAGGAAAGAGUCCAGACUAACCUU